This is a messenger RNA of Tribolium madens (black flour beetle), 1113 nucleotides long. RefSeq lists its product as uncharacterized. The record is from RefSeq and is a predicted model, not a curated record. Bases 109 to 1113 code for a protein of 334 amino acids. Gene Ontology annotation, biological process: positive regulation of neuron differentiation; negative regulation of Notch signaling pathway. Gene Ontology annotation, cellular component: nucleus. Gene Ontology annotation, molecular function: transcription corepressor activity; DNA binding. The transcript has 6 exons. Lineage: Eukaryota; Metazoa; Arthropoda; Insecta; Coleoptera; Tenebrionidae.
UCAUUUUAAAAAAUAAAUCAAAAUUUGUAAUACUAGACGAUAAAAUAAUUGCGUCAUAAAUAACGUUACUUUUCGUAAAAAUUUCCCUCGUGGCAUCUCAUAUUCAAGAUGACUUCAACGCCAAAUGAUUCUUUUAACACGAGCGACCAGUUAAUGGAUUUAUCCCUGAAGAACUUUUGGGUUAUCGUACACUAUCCUUGUAGUGAUCCGGAAUGCGAAUAUGAAAUUGUCGGGAAAAAAGAUCUGGUUUUUGACUCUUGGGAAGUAUUAGAAAGAGGCACUGUUGUCACAGUUAAAUAUGGUAAUGCAAGAGUGCAAGGAAUCGUAGUUACAGUCUCGGACGAUUAUAAUCUACUUUCGACAAAUUUAGAGGAUUAUAUUCAAGAAUACAAAGAAAUAAAGUUUGAAGAAUCGAGAAACUCCUUUCAUGAAAAACGGGGAAACAGGCCAAACUUUCGUCAUGUAAUUAAAAUCGCCGAUAAAGAAACUCAAACGGACUUAUUUGAAAUUGAAAAUAUCGAAUAUACGACAUUAAAACGACAAUAUGAAGAAUUACAAAAUAAAUACAAUGAUUUAAAAUUAGCAGUCACUGAAGUAAAAACUGAACUAAAAAGUACAAUUUUAAAACUCGAUGUUAUAACACCAGAACUUAAAGAAGAAUCAUUUAAAACACCCUUGCAACCAUUAAGCGACAACGUUUCUUCAUCUAAUAACAAGGAAAACACCAAACAAAUGGUGCAAAUUGGUUCUGGUGGAACAAAAAUACCUCGUCAAGUAUACAAUUCGAUUAAGUGGGCUAGUUAUUCAGCGGCGACGAGAAAAUUACUAAUUACACUUUUUCCACGUAGUAUACUUGCAACGCAUUCUUUAACUGGCAAACCGAGUCCUGCUUUUAUAUCGAGUAAUAAGCAAACGAAAAUGAGAUUGAAUCCGACAAUUAUUUCCGAUAUCAUCGAAAUUGUCACGAAGAAAUGUCUUGUUUCGGAGCCAUUAGUUAGAAAUGCGAUUACAACUAAAUGUGCCGACGAAAAUAAAAUGUACAAAAAGCGGUUAGAAAGACAGCAGAGUGAUGAGCAAGAAAAUGACCAUAAAAAAGUUAAACUAGAAAAGUGA